GGUAGGCUGUCAAUUAGCUGCCAGACUGCUUGUCAAACGUUGCAAUGUUUACAUUAAUUUGCUUCUUAUCAUUGAAGAUGAGGAUUUAAAAUAACAGAUCAAUGUUAAUCAUUAGUAUUUUUUAACAGACAAGAAAAGUAAACUAUUGUGAUGUUUUUUAUGUACGAUUAUUUGCAAUUUGACCUAUUUUCGACGAAGUUUAUUUUUUCCGGCGUUUGGCACGGCCCCAAAUUGUCAUUCCUAGAUCCAACUUGUCCGCUUUUCAUCAUAAAUCAAAUUUGAUCAGUUACUUUGUAUCUAAUUUACUUAAGUUUAUCAUGUUCUGUAAACCUAUUAGAUCUAGUCUGUUUGCAUUUCGAAGCACGAGUACGAGUGUAAUGUUGCUAGCAUUUACGAUUAAACGAAGAUCUUGCUUUAUUUUGCUUGGUUUGAAUACAAAUGUUGCCGUUCAAGAACAAGACCGGUGUGUCACUUUUUGACCAUUGAAAAUGUCCAUGGUUCAAGGACUCCCACCUACUUACACUGAGUCCAAAUUGUUGAAUAAAGGAGGAAAUGCAACCUCCUCAGAUGUUCACAGUUCAGUGGAGUCUAUGGGGACAAUCACAAUACAGGAAAUUAAUGAUGCACAGUAUGAAGAGGAGAAGAAAAGAAUAUAUGGGCAUCCACUUUUUCCUCUGAUGGAGCUUCUAUUUGUGAAAUGUGAACAGGCAUCUCAGACAUCAGACUGUCCAAGUUCUGAUAGUUUUGAUGUAGACAUACAGACAUUUGUGCAGCGUCAGGAAAAAGAAAGAAAACCUUUCUUCAGUGACGAUGCAGAACUGGACAAUUUGAUGGUCAAAUCUAUACAGGUAUUACGGAUUCAUUUGUUAGAACUUGAAAAAGUGAAUGAGCUGUGUAAGGACUUUUGUAACAGAUACAUUAACUGCCUGAAGGGCAAACUACAAAGUGAGCAGCUGCUUCGUGUGGACACAGACUUUGAUGACUUCAGUGAACAUGGCUGCUCCCCACCCCUAAGUGGUGGUCAAGGAUCAGGUACAGCGGGAGUGGUGUCUAGCACAGGAAUGGUGAUCCAACAGUCAUCUUCGUCAAUGCCCACGUUGAAUCAGGUGUAUCAGAUGGUGCAGACACCGCAAGGAUUGGUGGCUCAGCCUAUACAGAUACAAACCACACCAUUACAGACUCCCAUUGUGUCCAGUCCAGUGAUACAGGGGAACACUACUCUGACUCAGUUGGGAAUAGUCAACAGCCAGUCAGCUCAGUCCUCAUCUGCCUUAGAUUCUGAUGAUGAUGAUCCACUUGGAAAGAAGAAAAGCAAGAGAGGGGUGCUUCCAAAACAGGCGACUCAGGUCAUGAAGUCCUGGUUAUUCCAACACAUUGUGCAUCCAUAUCCUACAGAAGAUGAGAAGAGACAAAUUGCCAGUCAAACAAAUCUGACAUUGUUACAAGUCAACAAUUGGUUCAUAAAUGCCAGAAGAAGAAUUCUGCAGCCAAUGUUAGAUGCCAGUAACCCAGAACCUACAAAGAAAGCAAAGUCGAAACCUCAAAAUCGUCCAUUACAGAGGUUUUGGCCAGAAAGUAUAGCCAACAUUCAGCCCCAGCUACCUUCAGGAAUGCAGGCCUCAGUCAAAUCUGAGGCAUCUACUACGGUCACGGACACAAUACAAACACAGCCUAUUGUCAUACCCAUAGUUACUGUGCCAGCCGAAAGUGAACAAGAGGCAUCAAGUGGCCAGGAUAGAAAAGAUAGUCAAGAUUUGAUUUCAUUAUCCAGCAACAGAGAGGCAAUAGACUCGUCCAAUGAGGCAGAUCCACAUUGACAAAGAGACAAGAGGAGAGAUGAGUUUUAAGCUGCCAAAGACAGUCAACCAGCUAUGUGUGUACAUGUUAUUGCUGAUAAAACAAGGUGUGAAACUCGAAAACAAACAAUGCAUCUUUGAAAGUACUGUUAUUUGAUUUGUAGUUUAGUUAAUGUGCCAAAUCAAAAUGGUUUUACUAGUUGUUUUCAGAAAUGGUGUACAAAUGAUGAAAUAAGUCAAAACUUCCAACACUUACUCAUGCAUAUUUUAAGCCAUGUAAUAUCUUGUACUAUCUAAAAUUUCAAUGUUUGGCAAAUGGAGGAAGUCUAGAACAAAUGUAUUUCCCCAGGAGGUACCAAACAAUUUUCUUUUUACCCCGUAGUCUGGGGCAUAUAGUGUUGCCUUUUCCCAUCAUUUUGUGAUAAAUCAGCUUCCAUUCAUUAUCUCUGCUACAGAUGACACAUAUUCAACUAAAAUUUGGUAUAUGUAAAUUCUUAUUUGGUUCUGAUUGAAAAAAAAUUGACAAAGUUUUAUCCCUUAGACUUAGAAAAUUUCAAACCAUUCAUAGUUUCUGGUCAUUAUCUCGAUCUGACAUGCAUGGACAUUUUGAACUUUUUGAAAUUCAGGAUAUAGAUAUGUCACAAGAAUUCGCAGGUCAAGAUGUCAAAAAAAAAUUGGCAGAGUUAUGUCCCUUGGACUUUUAAAAUUUCAUUUGUGUUACUUUUAUACAUUUAGUUAAGAGGUGUUAUUCUGCAAAGUCAAACAGAUUCUUCUGUAUCAUAAUACUAGUGUAGAUGCUGUAUAAAGUGAUAUUUCAUACAUUUGUGUUAUAUCUAUUUUGUGUUGAAGCUCAUACUUGUCAAAGGGUUUUUAUGAACAGACAUUUUAUGCACUUAUACAUAGAAGGUUUGAACUGUUUAUCAAUAAUUUAAUGUACUCUUGCAAAAAAGGUACAGCUGGAAGUUUGAAAUGGCUUAAGCAUCAUUAGAUUAUGGUGUUCAUUUUAUGUUUUUAAAAAUGUUUUAAAAAGGUUUUGCUCUUAUAUGGUUUCAUGAGUCUGAAUGUACGAGUUUCUCUGUCCUGUUUUAUUUUACUGUAGAUCAGGGUUUUUUUAACAAGAGUGUUCAGUGAGAGAACAAACUCAAAAAAGAAUUGGUCCUCGCAAUGUUUUCUCUCAUUUAGGUUUUAAUAUUAGUACCCUAUCAUGCACAAAUAUUCUUCUAGUGUACAUAUUCACAAUGUUGAUUGAACAAAAAUAGAUUCUGUCAAAAGUUUCUAGAUUUACAGUGUGCAUCCUAUGGAUUUACAGUAUGCACAGUAAAUUUUACCUUGUUUAUGUUGGACUUGAAUAUAAAGUAAAUAAUGUAUUUGUCAUUAAAAGGAUGUUAUAUUUGUAUUUUCUGGAGAAAAGAAAGAUUAGGAGCCAAAGUAACAGUAUUUAAAUUAAAAGCAUUAUCGUUUUUAUCCAUAUUGUGAGCACAUCAUUGAAAGAUGAGUUAGCAUUUGAAAGCAUUUAAGCCAUUGAAACAUGCUGUUUACAAAAGCAUGAUUAAGCUAUCCAUGUGAAUAAGCGAGUGUUUGUAAACCAAAUUUCAUUAUGUUAAUAUGUAAAUAGAAAUAGCAGUAGAUUGUUGCUUCAUGUCGAUGCCACAUUUUGAUUAUGCGAUAUCUGGUGCUUAGCUUUGAUACGCUGUAUAUUUUUCCCCAUUUUGUACUUUUACGUACACUGUUCUGUUAAAGAAGAAAGAAAAAUAAUAAAAAAAACAAGAGGAGUAUUUUAAA
Messenger RNA from Ostrea edulis (European flat oyster), 3578 nucleotides. Its product is annotated as homeobox protein PKNOX2-like. The record is from RefSeq and is a predicted model, not a curated record. Gene Ontology annotation, biological process: regulation of transcription by RNA polymerase II. The transcript has 10 exons. Bases 489 to 1817 code for a protein of 442 amino acids. Lineage: Eukaryota; Metazoa; Mollusca; Bivalvia; Ostreida; Ostreidae. Gene Ontology annotation, molecular function: RNA polymerase II cis-regulatory region sequence-specific DNA binding; DNA-binding transcription factor activity, RNA polymerase II-specific.